This is a messenger RNA of Rotaria sp. Silwood2, 1632 nucleotides long. NCBI's taxonomy places the organism in Eukaryota, Metazoa, Rotifera, Eurotatoria, Philodinida, Philodinidae. The record is from the annotation of a GenBank genome assembly.
AUGAUUAAUGAGUUUGUCAAUAGUGGUCGUAUAGAUUGGUCAAUCGAAAAGAAUGCAUCUUUCUGGCAUGAGCAAGCGCGUCUGGCCAUUGAACAAUCACUUGCACGAAAGGAAAACACACGAGUAGCGAAAAAUGUUAUUCUCUUUCUUGGUGAUGGAAUGGGUAUCUCAACGGUGACUGCUGGAAGAAUACGCAAAGGACAAAUCAACGGUCAAUUGGGUGAAGACUAUCUGACUGAAAUGGAACAGUUAGCUCAUUUGGGUUUGUCGAAAACAUAUAAUAUUGAUCAUCAAACACCGGAUUCAGCAGCGACAGCAACCGCUUAUUUAUGCGGUGUUAAAGCACAACUGGGUACCGUUGGAGUCGAUGGACGAGCAAAACGAAGUGAUUGUCCAAGUUCAAUCGGCACACAUGUCGACAGUAUUUUGGAUUGGGCACAAAAAGGAGGUAAAUUCUUUUUUUUUGAUCUGACGAUAUCUGUCUUGAUCUCGUUGUUCGAAGGUAAAAAAGUUGGCAUCAUUACUACUGCUCGCAUCACUCAUGCAACACCGGCUGCGGCAUAUGCACAUAUACCCGAACGAAAUUGGGAAAGUUUUGACAAUCGAAAUUUCAACGCAAGCCAUUCAGCACAAGGUUGUCGAGAUAUCGCUCAUCAACUCGUCAUUCGAAAUCCUCCAAUAGAUCUUGUGUUAGGUGGUGGUCGUCAAUUUUUCUAUCCAACAACGACAUUCGAUGUUGAAUACCCUACAAUACGAGGAUCUCGUGUUGACAAUCGAUCUCUUAUCGAUGAAUUCUGGAAAGGAAAAUAUAUCUGGAAAAUGUCUCAAAUGAAUGAAUUUGAAUUAGGCUCAUCGCAACCAUUGUUAGGUCUUUUUGAACCUAGUCAUAUGCGCUACGAAUUCAAUAGAAGCCAGAGUAAUGAUGACGAACCAAGUUUAUCCCGUAUGACUGAAUUUGCUAUCAAACAUUUUCUGAAGUUCGAUCAAGGUUUUUUUCUUCUUGUCGAAGGUGGCAGAAUCGAUCAUGGACAUCAUGAUACAAAGCCGAGAAAUGCUCUCGACGAAUUCGUCGAAUUUGAUAAUGCCGUUGGACAAGCCAAGAAAGUCUUGCAAAAUCAAGGUGUUCUCGAUGAUUCUCUGAUUGUUGUCACAGCCGAUCAUUCACAUGUAUUUACAAUCGGCGCUUAUUCUUCACGUGGUUCAAAUAUAUUAGGCUUCGGCUCAUUAGAGAACAUGAAUGUGAGUGAUAUUGAUGAUUUACCCGUGAACAUUAUCGCCUAUGGCAAUGGACCGGAGUCUAAGUCGUCUCGAAAUGCAACUUAUUUAUAUUCGUUAAACACAAAUUCGACCGACUAUCGUGCGCCGGCAGCUCUACCCAUGCAGUCGGAAACUCACGGUGGUGAAGAUGUCCCAGUAUAUGCUCACGGAUCAUGGAGUCAUCUGUUUAUUGGAACCUUCGAACAACAUACUAUUGCGCACAACAUGGCUUAUGCAGCAUGUUUGGGCGCCUAUGAAGCCAGAGAAGGAUGUACAAAAGCAUCCGCAUCAUCAUGUUCGACCUGUAAUCUAAAAUUAAUUGUCUCUUUUUUAUUCCCUCUAAUUAAUAUCUUUUAUCAUACCAAGAAAGAAUAG